AUGGGUAAGGACGACAAGACUCACAUUAACAUCGUCGUUAUCGGCCACGUCGAUUCCGGCAAGUCGACCACCACCGGUCACUUGAUCUACAAGUGCGGUGGUAUCGACCAGCGUACCAUUGAGAAGUUCGAGAAGGAAGCCGCCGAGCUCGGUAAGGGUUCCUUCAAGUACGCCUGGGUUCUUGACAAACUGAAGGCCGAGCGUGAGCGUGGUAUCACCAUCGACAUUGCCCUCUGGAAGUUCCAGACCGCCAAGUAUGAGGUCACUGUCAUUGAUGCCCCCGGUCACCGUGACUUCAUCAAGAACAUGAUCACUGGUACCUCCCAGGCCGAUUGCGCUAUCCUCAUCAUCGCUUCCGGCACUGGUGAGUUCGAGGCUGGUAUCUCCAAGGAUGGCCAGACUCGUGAGCACGCUCUGCUUGCUUUCACCCUCGGUGUGCGUCAGCUCAUCGUCGCCCUGAACAAGAUGGACACCUGCAAGUGGUCUGAGGACCGUUACAACGAGAUCGUCAAGGAGACCUCCAACUUCAUCAAGAAGGUCGGCUACAACCCCAAGAACGUUCCCUUCGUCCCCAUCUCCGGCUUCAACGGUGACAACAUGCUUGAGGCCUCCCCCAACUGCCCCUGGUACAAGGGCUGGGAGAAGGAGACCAAGGGUGGCAAGGCUACCGGCAAGACCCUCCUCGAGGCCAUCGACGCCAUUGAGCCCCCCGUCCGUCCCUCCAACAAGCCCCUCCGUCUUCCCCUCCAGGAUGUCUACAAGAUCUCUGGUAUCGGAACUGUUCCCGUCGGUCGUGUUGAGACCGGUAUCAUCAGCCCCGGCAUGGUUGUCACCUUCGCCCCCGCCAACGUCACCACUGAAGUCAAGUCCGUUGAGAUGCACCACCAGCAGCUCAAGGAGGGUACCCCCGGUGACAACGUCGGCUUCAACGUCAAGAACGUCUCCGUCAAGGAGGUUCGCCGUGGUAACGUUGCCGGUGACUCCAAGAACGACCCCCCAUGGGUCGGCGCUGGUUACGCUCCCGUCCUCGAUUGCCACACUGCUCACAUUGCUUGCAAGUUCUCUGAGCUGCUCGAGAAGAUCGAUCGCCGUACCGGCAAGUCUGUUGAGGACUCCCCCAAGUUCAUCAAGUCUGGUGACGCUGCCAUCGUCAAGAUGGUUCCCUCCAAGCCCAUGUGUGUUGAGGCUUUCACUGACUACCCCCCUCUUGGUCGUUUCGCCGUCCGUGACAUGCGUCAGACCGUCGCUGUCGGUGUCAUCAAGUCCGUCGACAAGAGCGCUGGUGGUGCCGGCAAGGUCACCAAGGCCGCCCAGAAGGCUGGCAAGAAAUAA
Molecule: messenger RNA, 1332 nt
Organism: Penicillium macrosclerotiorum
Lineage: Eukaryota; Fungi; Ascomycota; Eurotiomycetes; Eurotiales; Aspergillaceae
Product: translation elongation factor EF-1 alpha
Exons: 6
Coding region: 1-1332 (443 amino acids)
Biological process (GO): translation; translational elongation
Molecular function (GO): translation elongation factor activity; GTPase activity; GTP binding
Source: RefSeq, a predicted model, not a curated record